AAAGGAUUCCGUCGCCCUAAUGUCAAAAGUCCUGUGAGUCCUGCUUCUGCUUUCACGCAGUUGGUACUAACCCUGCUGUCCAACAGUUCUGACUUCCAGUUCCACGUCAGAGGGUGGCCGUCACCUCCCACAUAGACACAGGCAUAGUAUGCUCUCUCCCUGAGAAGGAGUGACCAACAAGUCACACAGAUUUCAGCUAGAAGGUGGCAGCGCAGGUGCAAUCGGUGCUUUCACUGGAACACCUUUUCCAUCUACUCCACGGCGUGGCCGCGCAGAUGCGAGAGGAAGAGGGUCUACACCUGGAAUUCUUAGCCGCCCUACCGCCAUUCACAUUCCCUCCAGCUGCAAGUAUUUACUGCCCAUGGCUAUUUUAAGGGUCUGUAAUUACUCUGGAAUCAGUAAACCAUGGCGUCAAAGAAAUUUGCUGUUAAAUGUGGGAAUUUUGCUGUCCUGGUGGAUCUUCACAUAUUGCCGCAAGGUUCAAACAUAGAUACCAGCUGGUUUUCUGAACAGAAGAAAGAGGAAGUCUGUUUACUGUUAAAAGAAACCAUUGAUUCAAGAGUUAAGGAGUACUUGGAAGUUCGUAAACAGCACAGGACAUCAAAUACAGAAUUCACAAGAUCCAGUCCCUUGACCUUAAAAGGUUAUGGCUUUCAAAUCACAGCCUAUUUUCUCAAGAGAGGGAUACGCCUCCACUGUUUCAGAAGUUCACAGAAUACUGAGCUCCGUGUAUUUCCUGACAGAUUUGUGGUCUGUGUAAGUCAACUUUCAUUCAGUCAUGAUCUUAUGGCAAGUCAGAAUGAAGAAUUGACAGAAGGAACUCUCCACGGAGCGUCUGAUUAUCUUGCUGAGUGUGCCGAGAGUCCACUUCCUCCCAGUGCAAAGCGCAAGAGAAAUGCUCUGAAAGAAAUUGUGAGAAGAACUGAAACAAAAAGCAGCGUUGUGAGCAAAUCACGGAGCAGCCGGGACAUUGGGGGAACAGCUAGUGACCCAGUGAUUGCAGAGAUAGCGAGGAGGAGGGGUGACAGUCAGGCUUCAGCCAGUCCCCCAUCAGAGUCCACAGAACAAGCAGAAGAUAACAUAAAGGCAGCUGAGAGCCACUGGGGGCUUCCUGUUCAAAAGCUGGAAAAUGUUCAUCAGACCCAGCCAGAAGACGCUAGCAGCCAGCAAAAACCUCAUCAUGGGGAGUGGUCAGAGACAGGGCUUCUAAGCAGGGGCCCUGUCUAUAGCUGUGAGUCAGCAUCGCCAGGUCCAAAACAAAGUCCACAAGGGGCCAGAACACAACAGAAACGCAGGAACCUCGGCUCUGCGGAAGACGUCGACCACCACAAGAGAGUUUCUCUUGGAAGUGAUCGAUUAGUCCCAAGAGAAAUAAUAGGGGAAAAAAGCAAAGCUGUCAGGGUUUUGCCAACUUCAGAGCUGUCGGAUCCGGGGUUACUUGUGAAACAAGGUUUGGCAAAAACGGCGUCUAAUGAAGAGUUGCAUGUUUUGGAAAAUCUCUCCUCUGGACAUCUUACGAAAAAUAAGUUAGGGAAGGCACAGCAAACUGGCUCAGCCACAAACACUGAAAGAUUAUCUGCAAUCCAGGGCAGUCCAACCAAGAAAAGAAAGAAGCAUGAAAGAGGCCACUAACUUACUGAAGGGGAUUGCAGAGAUGUAGUUGGGUCUAUAGUGGCUAAAGAUGUGGAAAGAGAGGGGUCUGUGUAGAUGCUGUGAUUUUAAAGGAAUUAGAAUGAUUAUUUUGUACCGAAAAUGUGUAUCUGUGUUAGUGUUAGUUUUCAAUGCAUUCAUCUUCAGCAGGCUAUAUGAUUUUUCUAACAACGUUGCUACUUUCUCAUACUUUAUAACUGUCUUCAGAAAGUUAUUUUAGUGAGAAAUGGCCAUUCACCUUGUCAAGGAUGAUCCCAUUCUUGAAGGACCUGCCUGAAGAAACCAGCCAUGUGCUUUCUUGGCCCAUCACUGUGCACACCGUAUGAUGGGCUAUAUGAAGACAGGGCCAUAGUGCAAUAUCUAGGGGUACAAUUUCUCCUCCUGUUCCUCAGCCUGAAUUGAACAGAAGUGAAGGAACAGGCUAGCCGUCUUCAACAUCUGGUUCUGGGCCCAGCAUCACUGUCUAAAAAUAUGUUAGAAAGGCCCAUCUUGGGCCCCACCCCAGGCCUACUGAAUGAGAAACCCUGGGUGAUUCUGAAACAUGCUCAAGUUUGAGAACCACUGGACUAAUUGGAGACUCCCUAGUGUUUCUUUCCUCAAUACUGGCUACCAUGGCCUCCAGCUCAUCAGCUGGGGCCCAUAUGUGGACAUGCACACCCUUGUGCUCCCUCAAACUUGUAAAACACCUGGGUUCAGCCUAUGAGCAGCUCUGUUCCCAGGUUCUCUACAGCACGGUGGCCACUGCACCCACAAAACUGUUAAUUACCCUAAAAUUACUAGAAGUUUAUGGCUAAUUUGACCUUGCAUUAGAGGAAGAGAGUAGAGGGACAGGCUUGCUCUUGCUUGUAGCUCAGGCAUGUCCCUGCCCCUGCACUUGCCCCCACCUCUGAGAUUUUGGUUAGGUUCAGGAAGGAUUCGAACCAAAGGGGAGCUCAGUGGCCAGAGUUUCCGGUUUCCCAUUUGGAAGGCAUCACAGGCAGUUUCAGUUUCAAAACAGGAGCCUUCCGUUUGCACUGUCACCCACUAAUGUCUCCAGUGGGCUUGCUGAAAUGUCAGAGUGAAUCAUAGCAAUGACUUAUUUUGGAUGGACACCUACUAAAGAUUUUGUUAACCCAGUUUCAUUCUAAAAUAGGGGAAAAAAACAUAUUCACAGGCCACCCAUCAAAUACAUCUUUUUUUCUACUCAACAUUGUGUGGUCCUUUGAAGUAGCACCUCCCUAGUAACAAGGAAAAUCAAGUAUAUUCCCAAAGUGUCGGAGUUAGCAGAAAAAUAACCCAGAAAAAGCCUAAUGUAAUAAAAGAAUAUGGAAACAGACACAGUGUUGGUGGUUUGUGCUUAAGACUAAUUAUGGUUACUCCUAGCUCAUUCUGUGCUUCCCUAUGUCUCCUUUCCCACUUGUGUUGUAGGGUAUUACUCAUUAAGAGGCAGCCAUAUUUCAUGGCACCAUCUUGGAUCAUGAAGUUCAGUGUUGGUCACUAUACUUGGCCAUGAAUGUAGAUCCUAUUCCUUUGAUGUUCCCCACCUUGCCUGGAAACCUCUUCCCUUCAUGUGAUCCCAGCCUCAUGACCUUCACUCACCGGGAACGUGGCCCCGUGCACUGGCGUCCUUUCCUCUUCCCAUCCCUAGGUUUUUUUUCCUGCUCUUAGCUGAUUCCAAGCAAAGCAUUCUGUGGGAAAAGAGGGAACCCAACAGGAUACUAACCACAGUGGAGCAGAUUGUGCUCAUCCAGUUGGGGUAGACUGCACAGGAUGGAAACCUCAAUCUCCAUGGUCUGUGGGGGGCCCCUGCUGUUAGAGGGACAGCAAUUCUAGGUGUGCUGUUCACUGAAGACAGGAGCACAGUGUGUCCUUGAAUCUUCUUAAACAGAAUUACCGGAACGGUUUCAACAGGGCACAAGUAAUAACCUUGGUGACUGGCCAAGAAACAAUAAGCUCCCUGGAAAAGAGUCUAGAAUAAAAGACAACCAUUUCAGUGCAAUAGUUGCUGCCUAACGUACACCUAGAAGGAGAUGUUUGAAAUGGAGGCAGCAGAGAAAAGCUUUUAAUUGAAAAGUUUUUAUUUCAUUUGUUAACGGGACAAAGCCAAUACUUGUGAUUUAGUGAUUCUCUUUCAAGAACAGCCUUGGCUUUAGGGUUUGGUAUAUUCGUGAAAUAACAAUUACUGUGACCUAAGAGGGAAAACAGUACCUUGGGUUGUAGAUUGACUGGUCUUUCUCACAGCCCUGCAUGUACAUGGGAUUUUCACAGGGUUAAUGGAGGGAACAGCUCUCCACUCCGCACUAUGGCAUGUGUUUAAGGAAUUUUGCCUCUAAGCAUUUUUCUUCCACAUGUCUGAAACACCCCAGAUCUCUUGUUACUUGAGUGGUUGUGUGAUUCUUUGGAUGUUUGGAAGUACAAAGGGGAAGAUGGCUGCCAGGUUUUGCUUAUUAGCUGGGAAAUGCAGAAUUCUCUACUCCUGGGAGUGGGGUGUGUGUUGACGUUCUUUAUAAUCUUAUUAAUUCAGCAUCUGAAAAUCUGAGAGCCUGUCAGUAUUCUUAAUCAAAAAGAACACAGUCUUCAACCACUUACUUAACAACCCAAAUUAAAUUUAUUUUCAAGUCCCUGUAAUUCUGAUGCUUCAGAGAAAUGUUACAGUUUGAACUCCCUAACUUUCUCAGUGUCAUUAUGGCUUCUAAGUCGCAUCCUUGUGCUUUCAGAUGGCUUUUUUAAAAAUAUAUUGAUGUCGGAUUUUGUGUUGUUUUUUUAAUGUCCAUAAACAAGAAAUGUCAGAGAACAGUCAGUGUGAUUUUUCUUACACGUUUUUUUUUUUCUUUGCUGCUAGAGGUUAACUAUCAUCUAGAUAUGCAUAUAAAUUGUCAAAUGCAAAGAAGCAACCAUUUGGGGAGAGAGAAGUGAGUGCUGCAGCAUUUUUGUUUACUUAUGUUAGUAUUAAAGAAGUAAGAAAAUGUAUUUUAUUUUUU
Messenger RNA from Prionailurus viverrinus (fishing cat), 4610 nucleotides. RefSeq names its product SLX4 interacting protein (gene SLX4IP). The transcript is spliced from 8 exons. Bases 406 to 1632 code for a protein of 408 amino acids. NCBI's taxonomy places the organism in Eukaryota, Metazoa, Chordata, Mammalia, Carnivora, Felidae. The record is from RefSeq and is a predicted model, not a curated record.